AUGGCCAGCAGCAUCGACAUCUUCCACCAAUACCCCCUGCACCUCGACCCGACCUCCAAAGCCAUCUCGCUGCCGCCCUCAUCCAGCCAAUCCGCCUCUCAAACCACAGCCAUUAACGAAGAGCUGCAAGCCCUCAACAACCUGCACCGCUCACUAAUCGCCCUCGACGCCCCUAACGUCCCCCCUCCGCCACUCCCCAUCAACCCCAAGCGCAGCGCCCAGAUCACCAAGCUCCGUGACACCGCCAACCAGGCCUACCGCAAAUCCAACUACGCCGAGGCCGUCAAGCUCUACACCUACGCCAUCGAUAUGGCUCUGAGUCGUCCCGGCUGGGAACCCGUCAAUCUGGUCCGCGACGAGUUAGCCGGCCUCUACGCCAACCGCUCGCAGGCGUACAUGGCGCAGCAGGCCUGGCCCGAGGGAAUGUUGGAUGCCAAGGCUAGCUGUGAUUCCAAGCCUGUUGCGAAUGUGAAGGCUUGGUGGCGCGCGGGCAAGUGUCUGGCUGAGAUGGGUCGCUGGGAGGAGGCUAAGACUAUUCUCGAGCGCGGACUGGACGUUGAGGGGAAGACUGGUGAGGGUGGGAAGGAACUAGGGGCGUUGUUGGAGGAGGUUCAGGCGAGACUACAGAAGUCGGCAUAG
Molecule: messenger RNA, 639 nt
Organism: Aspergillus udagawae
Lineage: Eukaryota; Fungi; Ascomycota; Eurotiomycetes; Eurotiales; Aspergillaceae
Exons: 1
Coding region: 1-639 (212 amino acids)
Molecular function (GO): protein binding
Source: RefSeq, a predicted model, not a curated record